Messenger RNA from Penicillium canariense, 4437 nucleotides. Its product is annotated as Pfs, NACHT, and Ankyrin domain protein. The record is from RefSeq and is a predicted model, not a curated record. The transcript is spliced from 2 exons. NCBI's taxonomy places the organism in Eukaryota, Fungi, Ascomycota, Eurotiomycetes, Eurotiales, Aspergillaceae. Bases 1 to 4437 code for a protein of 1478 amino acids. Gene Ontology annotation, biological process: nucleoside metabolic process. Gene Ontology annotation, molecular function: protein binding; catalytic activity.
AUGGUGCCGUCUCUUGCUCCGGAAGACUACACCGUGGCAUGGAUCUGCGCGCUGCCAGUGGAACUGACCGCCGCGAAAGCUAUGAUGGAUGAAUUCCACAAACCUCUCGCUCCUCCGAGACCUGAUCACAACAUAUAUACCCUAGGAAGAAUAAAAGGGCACAAUGUGGUGGUCGCCUGCCUUCCGUUGGGUGUUGUUGGGACAACAAUGGCAGCGAUCGUGUUAGCGGAGAUGAGGCCCACAUUUCCGUCACUACGACAUGUUCUCUUGGUUGGUAUCGGAGGUGGGGUGCCAAGCAAGACCGAUAUUCGACUUGGAGAUGUAGUCGUCAGCAAGCCAACUGCCAAGGGAAGUGGCGUGAUACCAUACGACUGUGGGAAAAGGCUGAGUGCUGGGCGAUUUCAGCGUGCAGGAUGUCACGAUAAACCUCCGCGCCAUCUAUUGCAGGCCUUGAGCCACAUAGAAAGUGACCGUCCCUUUGAAGAACGACCGAUUGGACGGUGCAUUGUCGAUGUGCUUGCGAGCAAUGAAGGGAUGAAGUACGAGUUCUCUCGACCUGAUAACGACUGGCUCUUCCACGCGUCAUACAACCACCGCAGUAGUGUUGGAAACUGCUUGUCUUGUGAUCAGAACCAAUUGGUCCACCGAAAGCCCCGAAGUACCGAUGAACCGAAGGUCCAUUAUGGAUUAAUUGGCUCGGGAAACCUGGUUAUGAAAGAUGCCCGCGAACGAGAUCGGAUUUCUCAAGAACUAGACAUCCUCUGCUUUGAGAUGGAGGCGGCAGGCUUAAUGGAUCAAUACAGAUGCAUGGUAAUACGAGGCAUUUGUGACUACUGCGAUUCGCAUAAGAACAAGCAAUGGCAAGGUUAUGCCGCGCUGACGGCCGCGGUAUACGCAAGACAGCUGCUAUCUGUGGUUCCGGGAGAUGAUGUUCGGACGGAAUCGAGAGAUAGUGAAGAAGAGAAAGAGAAUGCGUGUUUGUCAAGCUUGUUCAUUACGGACCCAUGCGACGACAAGAAUGCAUCCAAACGAGUCCAGGGGAAACGUGCACCUCACACCUGCGAAUGGAUCUUGGACACAUGCGAGCUGAAGUCGUGGUUUCGUUCGCAGGAUGCCUCUGAUGAAACCCAUUCGGACAUCUUGUGGCUAUAUGGGAACCCGGGGACAGGAAAGUCAACGAUGGCCAUCACCAUUGCCGAGCAGCUAUCGACUGAAGCUCGUUUCAUCGACAGACGUGACGUUCUGGCCUACUUUUUCUGUGACUCCAGUGUCCAGGAGCGCAGUACCGCGUGUGCUAUCCUGCGAGGCCUAUUGUAUCAGAUGAUGAGACAACACUCGCAUCUUCUGAAACACAUACUUCCCAAGUUCAACGUUCGGAAGGAGAACCUGUUUAAAUCGUUUGAUGCACUAUGGGGCAUCCUCAUGGAUAUUGGAUAUCAUGAUGCAAAUUGCCACGUUUAUUGCAUUAUCGAUGCCCUGGAUGAAUGUGACCAAGAAUCACAAAAGAUGCUUCUCACUCAAAUCAGCCUGACCUUCAUGGAAACCAAGGCGCGAAGGCCAAGAAUUCACUUUUUGAUCACCAGUCGACCAUAUCCGGAAAUCAAAAGUGCCCUCCGUUCGUUCAACUGUAAGGACUUGUCUUCUUAUCAGGAGGUACAGCAGGAUUUGAAAAUCUUCAUCGACGCCAAGGUCAUGCAACUCACUCAGGCCAAGGAAUAUUCGAAGAAUGUGGCAAGGACGGUAUCGCGUAUACUGUCUGAAAAGGCCGAAGGAACCUUUCUAUGGGUUGGCAUUGCUUGUAAUGAGCUGGCAGAUGUGCUAGCUAGAGAUGCGAUCACAACUUUGGAAGCCCUGCCUCGCGGUCUGACUUCGUUAUAUGACCGGUUACUAACGACCGCGCUCGAAGCUAAUGAGAACGAUAAAAACAAGAUCCUACAGAUACUCCGCUGUGUUGCAGUUUCACGGCAACCACUGACUCUGGUAGAGUUGUCCACUGCAUGUGGCCUCUAUGAAAACCAGGACGAACAUGACCGCAUGAUUUUCACUCAGGGGGAUGUUGAGAUGUGCCGAUUUAUGGUUGUGAUUCAAAAAGGAUUUGUGCGCCUUUUGCAUCAAUCCGUAAAGGAUUUCCUCCUCCUUGCUCAAGGCGGGAGCCUGAUCAACAUCCCGAGAGCAAACGCGGUAUUGGCAAAUCGAUGUAUCGAUUACCUCUUGUUCCAUGUGCCGUCAGUGGAACCUUCACAAAGCAAGGAGCAUAACCGCGGGUUUUUCCGAUAUGCGGUCCUCUACUGGCCCGAACAUGCCUCGGCCGCACAAUCUGAAUUCAAUAUUCUGCCAGCGCACAGCUGUUUCUUUCAGCUAGUCUCACACGAGCGGGAGAAGUGGCGGAAGGCCUACAACAAGGAACGGCAUUUCACAUGUAUCCCAGAGGAAUUCUCGGUUCUCCACAUGGCAGCAGCAUGGGACAUCACAAAAGUUAUCUACUUCGUCCUGGAUCAAGUUUUUAUUUCAAGCAUACCGCUGCCGUUCCAAAAGAUGGCAAAAUAUCUCCCAGUAUCUCAAGGUGUCAAAGAUUGUGUUACCUCUUUGGCAGGGUGGAACAAAGUGGGAACGCUAAUCAAUGCAAGGGAUAAGACUGGACGGACUCCCCUUCAUUGGGCAAUUACGAAGCGGCAUACUGAAUCUGUGGACGUGCUAUUACAACAAGGGGCGGACCUUGAUUUACGCGAUAAUGAGUCAAUGUGUGCCCUACAUUUUGCGGCAGCAAAUGGUUACGAGCAACUUGGUCAGAAGUUCUUUCAAUCUUCUCAAAGGUUGGAAGCAAAAGAUCGCUAUGGCCGGACUCCACUGCUGUGUGCAGUAGAGAAUUUACAGGGUGGCAUGAUUCCUCGCCUGGUUAACGCCGGAGCUCAGGUAAAUAGUAUCAAUGAUAUGCAUCAAAAUGCAGCACACCUCAUUUGUCAGGGCUCAGGGAAUCCGGACCGCUACAUACGGCUGGACUAUUUCAUUUCUCAGGAAAUCCCCAUAUGCGUCUGUGAUAAGUUUAACAUGACACCCUUUUUGUAUGCAUUGGGACACUUGCAUGAGGAUCUCGCGCUACUCCUACUGGAGAAAGGAUACGAUGUGAACUUUCGUAUCUGCAGGCAGUGGUGUUGGCGUCAGACGGAGAAUGAUUUUGUGCCCUGUGAAAGCGAUGGAAAAUUUGACCGACCACUCAAAGGGGACUCUUCUAUUGGGCUGACUGCACUUCACUUUACAGCUUUGAAUGGGAUAGUGGGGAUGUCAGAGCUUCUACUUGACUACGAUGCUGAUCCUAAUGCCUUUGACGAAAGUGGCGACACGCCUUUACAUUUAGCAAUUCGAGGCCAAAUAAAGGGGCACAAGUACGCCGAUCCGUGGGUCACUAGAGAAUAUUCCGUGGAGUGGUUGACCGAGCUUAUCGAUGAUCAAGGAAGCGAAGAAGCAUUCGAAACAAGGAAGGCGAUUGAUCAAGCGAGAGAACGUACAGUUCAGCUACUUUUGAAAAGCACUGCUAUUGAUGUUAGCAUCGCAAAUCAUGACGGGGAACGCCCCCUACAUGUGAUUCCCUUUCGAAAAGGAUAUGCGUGCACAGUGCUAUCGGCACUCAUCGACUCUGGAGCAGAAGUGUCCAGCUUGAAUUCAAUGCAUCAAACUUGUCUACACCUAGCCAGCGAGGCAGGCAAUCCGGAUGCUGUUCGCAUACUUUUGAACGAAGGAUGUGACAUGACUUUGCUUGAUAUGCAUGGUUUAAGCCCUGUUCACUACGCUGUUCGUCACAACCACCCAGACAUCGUACGACUCAUGUUCGACAGUCAUCAGGAGCAACUAUCAGAGUUUAUCACUCAGGAUAAUCUUCUAGACAAAAACAUUCUAUAUCACCAUGUUGAAUCAGAGAUAUGCUCCGCCGAAAUGGUCAAUCUUCUUUUGACAUACGGGUGCAAGAUGAACAAACUUGAUGCACAAGGCAACUCUGUGCUCAGUCAAUAUUUGAGUUCAUUUCACUUGGGAAUUCAAUAUGACGUCUUUCAGAUCCUUCUCCGGCAUUCUGGUACUGAAGGGAUUCAUUGGGCGGACAGCGAACAACGAAAUCUUCUACACCUACUGAUGUGCCAAUGGGAUAACGAUAACAUUCCUAUUCUGAAGGAUCUGUCGAAGUUUGUGGACAUAACGGCGAAGGACGCUGACGGGAGGGGUAUUGAACAUCAUGGAGCGAUCCACGGUGCAUUCAACGCAUCCCUGACCCGAUUUCUUCAAGAAGGAGGGAGCCUCAAACUUCACGAAAAGGAUCUGAUGGGCAAGACACCGCUUGAAUAUGCCGUAGAAGAGGCCGAUCGGGAACGCCCCAGUGAUCUUUUUGGAGGUCAACGGUGGCAAGAAUCUCUGCAGAAUUUGAAAGAUGCAUGCAGAACAGACUAA